GAGACGCCCCCUCGGUCCCUGCUCUGCACCAUCGAGUUGGAAGGGAAGGCGACCGUGUUGGAUUUGGAACAAAAUGAGCACCUCCUCCCUGGCAGACACCAGCUGAUGUACUACCAACCCAACGGGACACUGGUGACGGAAAAGAACAGCGUUCCGCCAAACUGCUAUUACCACGGCUCUGUGCGCGGUGUCGCCGGGUCCCGGGUCAGUGUGAGUCUGUGUUCUGGUCUGAGGGGUUUGAUCACGUUGGCUAGGAACCAAAGUUACAGCAUCGAGCCCCGCCCGGGAAAUGCGAAUGGCGUGCACCUCAUCCACAGGAUGGAGGCCGUUCACCUCAACAGGAAGCGCUGCGCUGUCAGUCACCAGGCUCCGGAACAUUCCGCCCAUCAACAAGACCAGCCAGCUCUUCACAGGACGAAGAGGGACAUACUGACGGAGCAGAAAUACAUCGAGCUCGUGCUAGUCGCAGACAAUAAGGAGUUCCGGGACUCUGGGUAUAAUCUGAUGACCCUACAGAUGCGCCUGCUGGAGAUCGCCAACCAGGUCGACGCGUUUUACAGACCCCUCAAUAUCCGGGUGGCGCUGGUGGGCGUGGAGGUGUGGACUGACAGGGACCCCUUCGAAAUCGUCAAGACCCCCGGGGAGACCCUCAACAGGUUUCUGAAAUGGCGGGAGACGGACCUUCUACCCAGAAUCCAACACGACAACGCACAGCUGCUCAUAGGUGGGUCGUUCACUGGUGGCACAGUUGGCAUGGCUUCCCAGAGUUCCAUGUGCUCCAAGGAUCGGUCAGGAGGGGUCAACGUGGACCACUCGGUCAGCGUCCUGGCAGUGGCCUCGACUAUUGCUCACGAACUGGGGCACAACCUGGGCAUCAGCCACGACACUGACGAUCGGAAAUGCCACUGUCUCAAUCCCAAACGCCAAGGGGGCUGUAUCAUGGAGGCGUCAACUGGAUUCCUGCCAGGCCAGGCAUUCAGUAGCUGUAGUCAGGACGAUCUGGAGCGGAGCCUGACACAGGGAGGGGGCAUGUGCCUCUACAACUUCCCCAACGCAAGCCGCCUCUUCGGGGGGCAACGCUGCGGCAACCUCUACGUGGAGGGGGACGAGGAGUGUGACUGCGGCCUACUCGAGGAGUGUGAUGACCCCUGCUGUAAUGCCACCUCCUGUAAACUGGUGCCCGGGGCCCAGUGUUCCUCAGACGGUGCCUGCUGCUCCAAUUGCAAGCUGAAACACGCAGCAACCGUCUGCCGCCCCCCGCUCGGGGACUGUGACCUGCCUGAGUACUGCACCGGUGUCUCACCGUACUGUCCCCCCAACGUCUUCCUGAAGAAUGGCCAGAGCUGUGACAGUGGCCGGGCCUACUGCUACAACGGAGCCUGCCUCACCUUCGCCAUGCAGUGCCAGGUGCUCUGGGGGCCGGGUUCGGUGCAGGCCCACGAUAUCUGCUUCACCACAGUCAACCAGAAAGGCAACAAAUAUGGCAACUGCGGGCAAUUCCCCGAUGGCACGUUCGCCCGCUGCGCCUCCGGGGACGCCAAGUGCGGCAAAAUCCAGUGCCAAGGAGGGAAUGACAGGCCGGUCCUGGGCUCCAACGCGGAGAUCCUGGUGACCAACAUCCGGCUGGGAACGCAGGAAUACAGCUGCCGGGGAACGUUCUUCAACUUCGGAGAGGACAUCGCCGACCCGGCCAUGGUGAUGCCAGGCACGGUCUGUGGGCACCGCAAGGCUUGCGUCAACAGGACGUGCCAGGAUAUCUCCAUCUUCCGGGUUGAGGAUUGCGGACGGCGUUGUAACAAUCACGGGGUACGUCUGGCGCCGGCGGGCAGUGCCGGGAGUCCCAAUGGAUCGAACCCCUUCCCGUUCACUCCCAUUGGGCAGAGUCCCAAUGGAUCGAACCCCUUCCCGUUCACUCCCAUUGGGCAGAGUCCCAAUGGAUCAAACCUCUUCCCAUUCGCUCCCAUUGGACAGAAUCCCAAUGGAUCCAACUCCUUCCCCUGCACUCCCAAUGGGCAGUGUCCCA
Molecule: messenger RNA, 2023 nt
Organism: Hemiscyllium ocellatum (epaulette shark)
Lineage: Eukaryota; Metazoa; Chordata; Chondrichthyes; Orectolobiformes; Hemiscylliidae
Gene: adam15
Product: ADAM metallopeptidase domain 15
Exons: 16
Biological process (GO): integrin-mediated signaling pathway; innate immune response; proteolysis
Molecular function (GO): metalloendopeptidase activity; integrin binding
Source: RefSeq, a predicted model, not a curated record